GUGGGAAAUCAGUCUGCUAGCUAGCGUUGUCUCAUUUAUUUUACCAAACUGCUUGUGGCGGAUGACAUUAGUUAACUUUAAAUUGCCUGGUUUUCUUAUAAGGUAAGUCUUGUGUUUUACAGCAUUAAACGGCCUGAUUCAGGUCUUGUAUAUUGGACAUAUCUGUUUCAAGCAACACUUUCCUUUUUGAGAAUGUAGUUCACAUAAUAUACAUAUUUGUAGCGAUAUGCUAGCACUAUAUUUGCAUUCAUAAACUAUUUAAGCUAGCAGUAAGUUAUAGCUAAUGCUAUACUUUGCAGUAACAUUAGGUUUUAAAUUUCACCUUUGAACUGUUUCAGGUGAUAUUAUUAGGCCAUUGGCUUGCUAUAUCUGUAGCAAUAAGCUAAGUUAGCAGUUGCAUUGGAUUUUAAACUGUUGUGAGCUGUUAAAAGUCAUUUGACUUCUUCAUAAAUUUAGAUAAAUAUACUAUGUAAACUAUUACGUACAGCAAACUUUUGGUUUUAACUGGGCAAGGUUUGAGAUGUUUCAGAGAUGUCACCUGAAUACAAUGUAAUGUUAGGUAUGAAUAGAAAUUUGUUUGUGGUGCAUUAAAAAUUACAUUUUAGAAUAACAAGUGUCCCAGUUAUUUCGGGUAGACUUUGCUUCAGACAAUAAUGUUUGCAUUAGUUGACAAGCUUAACUAAUGCUAAUUUUCAUUUAGUUUUCAUUUGGACAGAACUAUUGCUACUUGCAAAUCCAUAUUAUACUUUCUGUGCACAGUCUAUAUCGCCUAAAUUUAGUCAAUAAAUGUAAAGGAUACUUAAAAUAUUUAAGAAAGGACCACACCUGCUGGAUAGCUUUGUUUAUACUGUGAUAAUAUUCUCUUUUUUCAUGAUAUUUGACCACCUCAACACAAUUGGGAGGCCAACGUCAGCCUUAACAUUUGACCUACAAAUUAAAUAUCUGUCCCAUACCCACCAGCCCCUCCGCUCUGCCAAGCUUUGCACCAUCUCACAUGUUCUACUGACCUCAGGUUGGCUAAAAAUGACAAGGGGGCGGGAGCCUAGUAGUGAGUGGGCAGACAGAUCACCAUGCAGCUGUCAUUGUAAGGCUUGCUGGGCUGUGACUGUCAUUUCCCCCUUCGGACUGACUGGCAGAGGUAGGGGGAGAUCAUGAGUGGGGUGGAUUAGCUCAUGGGACAAGGAAGGGGGGGCACUGUGCAACUUUCUGGACGGGACUUGAUGCUUGUAUUCAAUCCGAAGCAAAAACAAGAACAGAUUUGAAGGCUGCGGGGAAUAAAGAGGAAAUUCACUGAAGAUUCACACACCUUGAUCUGCAGAGAUGUUACACACCACUGGAGACAGGUUAUAAAGGCUUGAAAAGUCAAGAACAUCAGGAAAAGAAGGGCAAAAAGCUGGGGCCGUCACUUCCAAGAGACAAGUCAAGGGAGCUGUUAAUGCAACAUGAUCCAUUGGGUCUUGCCCUAAAAAUACCUCUGGGCAGGAGAGUGGCAGCUUCUUAAUUACCCGGUAAUCAACUAUUUCUUUUUCCUUUUGGACAACAACUCAGGUCAGAGAACAGAAAUUUGAAGAUAAUUUGUCAAUGACAAAUAUGCUUCCAAAUGUUUUAAUUUGUUUUUUAUCGUAAAAGAAGAGAUUAUUUAAUAUUAAAGAAUGUGAUAACCAUGUUAACUUCAUUUUGUAAAGCCUGUUCAUAGACUCUAAUGCCUAGACUGGAUUUUGGUUUAGGUUACAAAGAGGGGGCCCAGUCAUUGUUAUAAUCAUACAAUCCAGGUAGACAGUUACAGAAAUUAGUUCAACCAUGAAAAAAGCUGAGGCGCAAAUGACCCUAAAAAAAGGGGCAGAUGAAGCUAUGGCGCCCCCCAGUCCCAUCAUCCCCCCCAAACGGUCCAAAGCAAGCCCAGAACAACCUGUCCCAGAAUCUCAAGGACCCACUCAUCCCACCCCAAGUCCACCAGUUUUUACACGCAAAAUGAGGAACGCCGCCGUAGGGACUGGCUGUGACAUCCGUCUCAAGGUGACUGUGGUUGGAGACCCCCAGCCCUCCCUGUACUGGUAUCACAAUGAUGAACUCCUCAACAUGGAAAACCAGGAAUAUGGAGGGCUCUGGAUUAGGGAUUGCAAACCCAGUGAUGCUGGCCUCUACACCUGCAUUGCCAAUAAUCACCUGGGAGAGGUUCGGAGCAGCGCUGUACUUGCUGUCUUGGAUCUCGGUGAAGAUUCUGAAACAACAGAGGAUGAAGGUGGAGACCAAUUUGAGACCAAAGAAGAUAGUGGGGAUCUUGAGGACCAGGCUGUGCAUACAGUGAUGGACAAAUGUGCAGAUGAUGACAGUAGAACACAUGGACACGAGGAUCACUCUAACACAACCAGGAGCCAGUCAGACGAUUUUACAAGAGAAUCUCCUCCACAAGUCCUCCCACCUCCAUCCCCAAGACUUGUCAAACGUCCCUCCACCUCUCCAAUGCCAAGUCGCUCCGGUUCAACUACACCUCUCAGCUUGCGGAAAAAAACUGUUGUGCCAACAGAAUACCAAGACACAGUGCCUGCGGAGUUUGAAGAAAAGGUUAAGCAGCCAAAAUCUAUGUCCCAAAGUAGCACCCAGGAUUCCCGACCACAGACUCCACUGAGUGAGUACUCCCGGAAAGAAUUUACUCUCAGACCAUCCCCAAAGCUUACCAGAGCGAGUUCAAAAGUUUUUGAGAAGGUCCGUGAUUUAGAAGAGCGGAGGCGAAGCCUUGAUUUUCCAGAAGGUUCCAUCUCGGGGAGAUCCUGGGCAGGGUUUAAUCGUGCUGGAUCUGUUGAUUCAGAUGAUGGAGGAAGCCGGAUGGGCAUCUCUAGAGAAAGUUCAAGGGAAGAUCUAAGAGAGGCUCUCAAAGAAGAUGCUGCUGAACGGAGAUCUAUGUUUAGACAAAGAGCUGCUUCGCUGGAGGACAAACCUCGCUACUCCCAAAAAGUUCAGGACAUCGAGAAUAAGUUCACUGAGGAGCUCCAGCGUAUUAAAAAACUUGUUGGAAAACCCCAUCUGAAGAAAUCAUUUUCAACUGAACAGCUCACUCUGAGGGCCAAGCAGCGCCAGCCUUUCAGGAAACUUGAACCUAUUCCUCCACAAGUCCUUCAAAAGCUCCAAGAAAGGGAACGUGCUCAGUUGGAAAAGGAAAAGAGAGAAAAGGAACUAAAUCAGCUACGAAUGCAGCAAGGACAGCAAACACAACAAGAACUGCGUUAUUCCCAACCCCAAAAGACAGCAAGCAGUGGUCUAACAACUGUAACAGUCAGUAGAUUUGGAGAGGUUGCAGGCACCCCAGAGUCAUUGCAGUUAUCGGACUUACCAGGACAACGAUCAGUGAGAGAAUUAAGUAGAGUCAGUCCAGUUACAGAAAUCAUUCAGAGAUCAUCAUCACCAGCAUUACACCAACAGCAAAGGGAAGAGUCACCAAGCAGAAAUGUUGCUGACAUGACAUUACGCAAGGUUGAGCGAAGAGCCCCAAGUCCGCUUGUACAAAGGGUAUCACGAAUGCAAGAAUCCCCGCAUGUCCCUGAAUCUCCUGUGCAAACAUCACAAAAAGAUGAUACCUCAGGAAGAAAGACACCAAUAGAAGUAGUAUUAAGAAAAAUUGAAAACAGACCUGAAAGUCCACUGGUUCAAAAAAGGGCUGUCAUUGUGCAUGAUGUCCCUCCUCAAGCUCCCACAAAACAACCAAGAAUGACACCAGUUGCUCCAACAGAGGAGAAAAUGGAGGUGGAGCUCCCCAAACAAGCCUCUAGGAUAAAAAUCCCCACAAUUGUUGUUGAAGAUGAAAAAUUGGAGGAGGAUGUUCCUGUGAAGACAAGUGAACCUAAGCAGAUUACUGUUAGUGGUAAAGAGGGACAACAGCAGAAGACCAAAGGAAGGAACCGUCGUUCACGACCUAUGUCUCCAGAGUUAGAUUCUUCAGAUGAUUCGUAUGUGUCUGCUGAAGAGGACCCAAUGGAGGCCCCUGUGUUUGAGUUUCCCCUCCAGGACACCGUAGCGUCCGCUGGUGCAGAUGUACUACUAAAAUGCAUCAUUGCUGGCACCCCCAUUCCUGAAGUUACCUGGACGAAAGACAACAAUGAAAUCACCAGCAUUGCAAAUUACGCAGUCAAAGUGGAGGGUGAACGACAUAGUCUGCUCAUAAAAUCGGCUAAAGUACAUGAUGGUGGGAAAUACUGUGUCACUGCUGUUAAUCAGGAGGGCAGAGCGUCCAGCAGUGCCAGCCUCAUAAUUAAAGCAGAGCCUGUUCAGGAGCCAAAGGGGAUCCUGGGUGUGCCAAUAGACAUCAGCAGCCCUAUUACAUCUGAUGAGGAGUAUCUCAGUCCCCUGGAGGAAAGCAUGGAUUUUGGAGCACCAGAGCCAAGGAGGAUCCUCGACACACGAUUCAAGAAACCCCCAGCAUUCCUGGUAACAAUGAAUGAUCAAGCUGUCAUUGAAGGACAGGAAGUCACCAUGUCUGUCCGAAUAAGUGGACAACCCAAACCCAUGCUGUAUUGGCUGAGGGACAGAGUUACGGUAAAAACAGGCCCACGUCACAUUGUCCGUGAGAAAGAAGAUGGCACUUUUGAAAUGACCAUUAAGUCAGCAGUGAGAGCAGACUCUGGGAUUUACACCUGUAAGAUCAUUAAUGAGUAUGGGACAAAGCAGUGUGAAGGGACGCUGGAGGUAAAAGUACCACCAGUUGAGCCAGGUCUGGCUGUCAUCCGCCCCGUCAAGGACAUCACUGCCAACGCUGGAGAGACAGUUUUGUUCGAGUGUCAUGUCAUCGGACCGAAGGACACUGAUGUGGACUGGCUUGCAGAUGGGAAACUGAUCCAGCCAGCAUUACUCAACUGUAAGAUGCACUUUGAUGGAAGAAAUUGUCGGCUGCUGCUCAACUCAGUGCAUGAGGACGACAGUGGGACAUACAUGUGCAAGCUCAGCACAGCUAAAGAGGAAGUGACUUCAUGUGGCAAACUCAAAGUCAUCCCCUCCACUGAACCUCUCUUCACUCGCAAGCUGGACGUUCUGGAAGUGAUUGAGGGGCGUAACGCUCGAUUCGACUGCAAAGUCAGUGGGACACCAUCUCCUAAGGUCAUCUGGAGUCACUUUGACCAUCCGCUCACAGAAAGUGAGGACGUUCGUAUUCUGCAGGAGGGUGGCCGCCACUCUCUGAUCAUCUCUCAUGUGACCAAUGAGGAUGAGGGUUUCUACACUGUCAUAGCCCGUAACAGUCACGGCGAUGCAGAGAGUUCUGCUGAACUUUACAUACAAGAACCACGGCCAGCCAUCUCCUCACAGAUGGCUAAACUGGAGAAGAUGCCAUCGAUCCCAGAGGAGCCAGAGGUCCCAGAGAAUGAGGUGGAGCGUUUCACCAUGCCUGACUUCAUCAAACCCCUUUAUGACCUGGAUGUGAUUGAGGGAAAGGAGGCUGUGCUCAAAUGUAAAGUUGCUGGGUUGCCAUACCCCUCCAUUGUCUGGUUUCACAAUGGCAAAAGGAUUGAGAGCACUGAGGACAGAAAGAUGACACAGUUUCGAGAUGUCCACAACCUUGUCAUCCGCUCUGUGCGCCAUGCCCACGGUGGUGUCUACAAGAGCGUCAUCUCUAACAAAGUAGGCAAGGCCACCUGCUAUGCUCAUCUCUAUGUUACAGAUAUCCUGCCUGACCCUCCUGAUGGGACUCCAGUGAUAGAAUCAAUCACUGGUAAAACCAUCACCUUAAGCUGGAAGAAACCAAGGAGGCUGGACCCUUCCAUUGAUCCAAGCUCUUUGAUGUAUGCCAUUCAACAACAAGCCCUGGGCUCCAUCCAGUGGACCAUCAUAGCUUCUGGCCUUAAGGAGACCAUCUAUACCAUCACCACUCUCUCCAAAAGUGUGCGCUAUGCUUUCAGAGUUCUGAGCAUUACCCCCAAAGCCUUCAGCAAGCCCUCAUCUGCCACUGAUCCAGUGCAGCUCCUCGACCGAGGUCCCUAUCUUCAGGAGGCUCCGGUGAUUACUGAUAAGCCAGACAUUGUGUAUGUGAUGGAAAACCAGUCAGUCACUAUCACUAUCACCCUCAAUCAUGUCAACGCUGCCGUCAUCUGGAAAAGGAGGGGAGUGGUCCUGGCCAGCAAGCCAGGCCUGUACGAGAUGACAAUGCCAGAUGACGACCAGCAUAUGCUCAAGCUGCUAAAAGUUAAGAAUGCUGACACUGGAGAGAUGGUGUUUCUGGCCUCCAACAAGUAUGGCAGUGACAGCUGUACCUUCAGUGUGGAGAUGGCAGCUCCACCAACAUUUGAAACCAUAAUGGAGGAUUUGGACGUUUGUGCUGGGGAGACCCCUCGCUUUGCUGUGGUUGUGGAAGGCAAACCCAUUCCUGACAUCCUCUGGUUCAAGAAUGAUACCCUGCUGUCCGAGAGCAGUCAUUAUACAUUUGUGUACGAUGAUAAUGAAUGUUCCUUGGUGAUCCUCAACGCUUCUCCAGAAGACUCUGGGGUGUACACCUGUACUGCUAGGAACUUGGCCGGAUCUGUGUCCUGUAAAGCUGAACUCACAGUUCAUGAAGCUAAACAGAAGGCUGAUCCAAUGGAAGAUGAGGAGACUAUUCUAAGGAAAAUGCGCAGACUGACUGACUACUAUGACAUCCACAAGGAAAUUGGAAGAGGUGCAUUUUCAUAUGUGAAACGUGUGACCCAAAAGGUAGGCAAAAUGGAGUAUGCUGCAAAGUUUAUCUCCACACAAGCCAAGAAGAAGGCCUCAGCUGUGAAAGAAAUGAACCUGCUUUCCAAGAUGGAUCAUGAGAGAGUCCUUUUCUUUCAUGAUGCCUUUGAGAAAAAGAACGCAGUCAUCAUUAUUACUGAACUAUGCCAUGAGGAGCUGCUUGACAGAUUUACACGAAAAUCUACAGUAAUGGAGUCUGAUGUACGUUCGUGCAUAAGACAGUUGCUUGAGGGAGUGGACUACCUUCACCACAUUAACAUCAUACACCUGGACAUUAAGCCUGAGAAUAUCCUCAUGGCAGACCCACAUGGAGAUCAGAUCCGAAUCUGUGAUUUCGGCAAUGCAGUGGAGAUUACACCCGAUGAGGCUCAAUACUGCAAAUAUGGCACACCUGAAUUUGUUGCACCAGAAAUCGUCAAUCAGACCCCUGUAUCAAAAGCAACAGACAUCUGGCCAAUUGGAGUUAUUGCAUAUCUAUGUCUGACAGGAGUUUCUCCAUUUGCUGGGGAAAAUGACCGCAGCUCUGUACUAAACAUCAGGAACUAUAAUGUGGCCUUCGAGGAGAGCAUGUUUGCUGACCUUUGCCGAGAGGCUAAAGGUUUCAUCAUAAAACUGCUGGUAGCAGACAGGCUGAGACCUGAUACUCAAGAAUGUCUCCGACAUCCCUGGUUCAAGACACUUAGCAAGGGGACAGCUAUAAGUACGGAGGCCCUGAAGAAGUUUGUAUCUCGCAGAAAAUGGCAGCGCUCUCUAAUCAACUAUAAAUCAAAAAUGGUCAUGAGGUCUAUACCUGAGUUACUGGACGAUUCCUCCAGCCAUAUCUCCAUCGCCGUCCCCAGGCACCUUAAAGAGGGUUCCCCUUUGCCAUCAUCUUCCUCAGAUUCAGAUGAAGACAUUGAUGAACAGCCCUUCAUUCCGAUGCCACUUAACAUGGAAUUCUCCGGAUCAAGAAAGUCACUGAAUGACAUCCAGACCAAUGAGCAGGAACCAGAGAAGCAGAAUGGAACAAGUAAAUGGUCUGGGUCUCCUGUUCAAGCCCAGGAAGCAAUGGAGUGUGACUCUAAAGAAAUGGAUAAAGAAGGUGUUGAAGUAACAGGUAAAAGCCGCCUACGGAAAAGGGCAUCACAAGACAAUAACAUGGGUUCCUCAGAUGAAGAAUCACCUGCUGAAUUGCCGCAAAAGUCAGAGCUGUCUAGAAAACCCCUGCGAAGGGGUUCUAGCAUGGAGUCAGACAAGCCAGAGGGUGGACGACGAAGAGGACAGCUAAGACGUGGGGGCUCAGCUGACAGUGCCUUGCUGCUCCGGAUUACACCUGAGGAAGGAGCUGGAGAAGCAAACCCAGAGGAUGGCAGGAGAGUUCUCAAGAAAGCUGUCUCUAUGGAACUACCAAGGAGGAGCACCAGCCCAGGAACUGCCAAGAUGAGUCAAGAAGAUUAUGCUCUUAAACUGGAGCUAAUGAGACAGCGACUGCUUCGUGGUGCCUCUGUGGACAACAAAAUGAGUGGACUGAGAGGACCUCUGAUGGAAACAUUAGGAAUGGGGGAUGAAAAAUGUGCAAUACCCUCAGAUCGCUAUUCUCGUACCGCCCGUAUAGGCCCACCUCCACUAACUAGAGCUUCAUCCACUGAGUCCCCAAGGGACGAAGUUCCUAAACCCAAAGUUCUACGCAAAAGUGCUUCUUUCAGUCAAGGUGAUUCAGAACCUAUACCUUUACACAGGCGGUCAGGAGCUCCUCUGGAGAUUCCUCUGGCGCAGGUAGAAGAGAGAAGACUUAAGGAAGCUAUAUCUAUGUCAGCUCUCACUGAGCAAAUCAAGCUAGACUCCCGUCCAGUGACUCCUAGGGACCCUUCACCAAAACCGCCGACUCCAGAGUCUGUUGUGCAGGAGAGUCCCACCAAAACAGAAAGUGAGGAAUCGUUCAUGGAGAGAGAGACAAAGCCUGAUGAGACUAUAAAUGAAAAGAUGGAUGGGUUGACUACAGAUAGUAAUUUUGAUGAGAGAUCGAGCACAAGUGGUUUCUCAGAGAAAGACAUGAGCAUAUCAGAAGAACCAAUGAAUGAGUCAGAGUAUAUGGGCCAGAGAGUUCCUACACCCCCUCUUGUGGUCCAGAGCUCUAAAGAAGAGAAAAUGGAGGAAGAAGUAGAGGCAAAAGUGCAAGAAGAAAAAGAAGAGAUGAUGAAAGAAGAAGAGAAAAGAAUUGACAGUGUUGCUGAGUCAAGUACUAAAGAAAAUGUAGACGUUUCCGAAGAAAAGGUAGAAGAGAAAGUAAAUUUGCCUGCUAAAUCUUCUGAGGUGUUCAUAACCUCAAGCUCAGUCAUGGUGAGACCAACACAAGAAUAUUCCUACUCCCCAGCAAAUGUUGUGUCAACUUAUGUAACACCCUCGCUUCCUGCUCGAGUUGUUCUUCCAGAUGGAAGUACUUCCGCAUAUGCUAGUAUUAUGCAGACCAUCAUGGUCCCUUCACUUCAGCCUCUUAACGAGCCACCUUUAGGCCCCUCUACCCCCGUUACCUUUCCAGCCACCUCAUCAUCUUCAGUAUCAACUGAAACAUUUGUACCCCCAUCUUCACCUUCCAGCAUAUCCCCUGCUUUACCUGAUCCACCAAAGCCAGUCAUUUUGUCAACCACUGAGCACCCUGCUGUGUACUCAAGGGUAGCAUCACCAGAAUUGAUAACAAAAGAGCCCAGUCCACCAAAGACUACCACACAUUCCUCUUCCCAGCAAGAACUGUCAGCAGGAGUUGCCUUUGAGGACAUAUCCUCUGAAGAGGUCUUUGAGGCCCGGUUCAAAAAACGUGAGUCUUCCCUUUCAAGAAGCCUAAAAUUUCUGUCCCGGUCUAAGAAUGAGGACAAAUCACAAGCAACCUCAUCAGACUCUACAGAGUCAGGAGAAGAGAUAUACAGACCUGGGCCAAUAGGUGCACCAUUGGAAUUAGCACAGAGGAGACUUGAGGAGAAAUCAAAGUCAGUCCAGGACCUUCGUGAAGCUCAAAAGGACCAAGGCUUUAUGAGAAGGCUCUCUAUGCGCCUGAAGAGAACUCCGUCAACUGAGCGCAAAGAGGAAAUGACCAAAGAAGAGGAUUCAGCUCCCUCAAGACGUAGGCUUUCUUGGACUCUUGGCCGAAGAGGAUCACAGGAGAAGAAGGAAGUAGAGAUGACACGCAUGGAUGGUGGAGGAGAUACCUCGGUGGAACAACAUGAAAAGGAGGUGAAGAAGCCUAACGAAUCACCGGUCUUGACAAUGCGCCGAAAGAUUGAGUCAACAGUAGCCGGCAUCUCCACCAGAAUUCGCAGCUACUCAGAGGAAAGGAGAGCAUCAGAAGACAAGGAGCCAAAAAGGACACCCAUUUUCUCCAUUCUUCGUCGUGCAACAUCUGAGAGCCGUGCAAUGAAGGGUGCCAGUGUUCCUCAGAACCAGCUGGCAACUCAGGCCAGUAAUGGUGCCUCCUCAGAGUCUUUGGACUCUAUGUCCAGCCUAAAGUCAGAAACGUCCAAGGGUGCCGACGGUGAGCGCAGAUCCCGCUGGGAUCGAUGGGGCCUGACCAGAGGGAGGCGAGACAAGACAGUAUCCCAGCCUGACAUACCAACGGCAAUCUCAAGAGAAAAUAGUUCUCUGCGUUCACGUCAGUACUCCAAACUGGCUUCUGAUUUCCCUCCAGUAUUCCACAUCAAGCUGAGAGAUCAUGUCCUGCUCGAGGGGGAUCCAGUCACACUCAGCUGUCUGCCAGCAGGCAGCCCCCACCCAAACAUCACCUGGAUGAAAGAUAAGAAGCCCCUGGAAAUCGAUGCCAGGAUGAACAUGAUUGCCUGCCCUGAUGGCCGACAGCUACUGAUGAUCAUGCAGACCACCAAAAAGGAUGCAGGGGUCUAUGAAUGUGUUGCAACAAACCCCCUGGCCUCUGUGUGCAGCUCUUGCACAAUCUCUCUUGCUCGUCUGCCCAAUCGUCCCGGGACACCUGAGAUUCCUCAGAAGUAUAACAACACAGCCUUGGUGCUGUGGAGACCCUCAGACACCAUGGCCCCCUGUACAUACUCUCUGGAGAGGAGAGCAGAGGGAGACACCACCUGGCUGAUGGUAGCAACAGGGGUGGCAGACUGUUAUUACAAUGUGGUUGACUUGCCAGCAGGGGGCUCCUUCAGGUUCAGGGUGGCUUGUGUCAAUAAAGCUGGCCAGGGCCCCUACAGCAAUCUGUCAGAGGUAGUAAGCAUGGAUGCUUCAGAACCAGCUAAAUCCAGUGCUACUGUGGUGGUCAAGACUGUCCCUGCCGCCACUCCUCCACCCCCUGUUGUGAUGAUGUCAUCCAUGAAAGUUCCUCCUAUUAAACCAGCUCUUAAAUCCACUACACUGUCAUCUGCCCAACCUGUCCCUCCCUCAACUUCAGCUCCUGCUCCAUCUGUGGCUAAAUCUGCUUCUCCAAUAACCACCACUGUGCAAGUUGAUGCUAGCCGUCCUGCUGCAACACUGCCCGUUAGUACAGCCCCUCCUAAACAAGCUCCUGUUCAGACCACCACAACCACAACUGUCCAACUCACACCAGGCAAAGCCAAGACCACCCUUAGCAUCAGCGUAAGCAAACCCCAAACCAAGCUGUCUCCCCCUGUUGUCCCACCCAAACCUCAGAGUCCUAUGAAGAUAGUCCACCCCAUGACCAACAAACCUUCUUCUCCUGUACCGCAACCUCCCCCUGUCAUGGGGAAACCUAUUUCAUCUGUACCGAUGUACGGGCCAUCUGCGACCGCUCGUGUUACACCUCCCUCUCAGUCUAGCCCCGCUCUGACAACCAGCACCCCUUCAGUCACUCCUGUGAUCAUCUCUCCACCUGUGGUGGUGGUGCAGAGCUUGACACCAGUAGUGCAGGGGGGGGACAGUCGCAGUACCCCUUCUGGACGGGUUACCCCAUCAGGACGGGCCACACCUUUAGGACGCAGGACACCACUGGGGAGGCCUGGAGAAGGAUCUCUGCGCCAAGGAGUUCCCCAGAAACCUUAUACGUUCAUGGAUGAGAAAGCAAGGGGUCGUUUUGGUGUGAUCCGCGAGUGUCGGGAGAACGCCACAGGCAACCUCUUCAUGGCCAAGAUUGUUCCAUAUGAGGCAGACAACAAGCAAGCAGUGCUGCAGGAAUACGACAUCCUCAAGUCACUUCAUCAUGACAGGAUCAUGGCUCUGCAUGAAGCUUAUGUCACACCGCGCUACCUGGUUCUUAUCUCUGAGUACUGCAGUGGGAAAGAGCUGCUCUACAGCCUCAUAGACAGGUUCCGUUACUCGGAGGACGACGUGGUGACAUAUAUCACGCAGAUCUUCCAGGGGUUGGACUACCUCCACACUCGACGUAUUCUCCAUCUCGACAUCAAGCCAGAGAAUGUCAUUGUCACCUACAUGAACGUCAUCAAGAUCAUCGACUUUGGCAGCGCUCAGAGCUUCAACCCUCUGUUCCUCAAACAGUUCAGCCCUCCUAUUGGAACACUGGAGUACAUGUCUCCAGAGAUGUUGAAAGGGGAUGUGGUGGGGCCUCCAGCUGACAUCUGGAGCGUGGGCGUACUGACUUUCAUCAUGUUGAGUGGUAGGUCGCCUUUCGUGGAAAAUGAUCCUAAGCAGACUGAAAUCAGGAUCCAGGCGGCAAAGUUUGACCUCUCCAAACUGUACCAGAAUGUGUCCCAAAGUGCCUCUCUGUUUCUUAAAAAGAUCCUCUGUAGCUACCCUUGGGCCCGUCCCUCCAUUAAGGACUGCUUCAAUAACUCCUGGCUUCAAGAUGCCUACCUGAUGCGCCUUCGUAGGCAGACUCUCACCUUUACAACCACUUGUCUCAAGGAAUUUUUGGCCGACCAGCAACGCAGGCGCGAGGAGGGGGCCACCAAGCACAAAGUUCUCCUGCGGUCCUACCAGAGCUCGCCACAAACCCCUACCAGCCCCAUCAGGCCAAAUGUGGCAUUUGCACCCACAACGCCUGUCACGCAGUGAACACAGGCUUCCAAACAUCAGUUGGCAGGACUUAAAGAAGGGAGGAUCCACUGAGCAAACCAGACUUUUGGCCGCAAGGUGGAGUUGUCCUUUCAGGCCUGAGUUGUUGAACUUGGUUGGCAGAAGACAAAAAAAGUAAUGAGCAGUGGCUGUGAUCUACAGAGACAUUACUUCUUUUUCUUUCUGGAAAAGAAGAUAAAAAAAAAUACUUUCACAUCUGAGGGAACUCUUACACAGUUACAAGAGCCUGACUGCAUUUUUUAUAUGGUGGACGUUGUUCAUACUGUACAAGGCAGGAUGUUUAUCAUGAAGUUAAGGUUUGUAACUUUGGAUACAUUUUUGGAUGAAUUACUUCCUUUCUUACUGUCAACUCUACACUGAUUAGAGGGGACAUUGUAGUAAAACACCAUGAAAGGCAAGUUUUGAUGUUAGAAAACAUUGUUUCAUUUAAGAAAAGUACAAGUGAUUCAUGAGAUUCUAAAAUAAUGAAUGCUUAAUUAGCAUAAUUUCCAAACAAGGGGUGUUUAAACGAUUGAUGCCUUUGCCAUAACAACACUUCUACUAUCUCAGUCUAUCUCUUAUUCAAAUGUUUCCUGACCAGCCCAAUGACUAGAAUUUCAUUUUAUGAUGUCUAAUUCUGUGUAAAUCCUUGAUUAAGGAUGACCUACAAUGCUAAAUAUUGUUAUCCAUAAAAUCAAUCGAUAACUUUAGUGUAAUUUGUGCUACCUAAGUUUUUAUACUGCUGUAGCACCUCAGUGAUUGUCAAGAUUGUAGCAGUUUUAGAAAGGACUUCAUUUGGGGGUUUUAAAAUGUACAGUAUAUUGAGUUCAGACGAUAAAUCGGUGGAUUAUCUACAAGGGCUAUUAGAAUAGGACUCUUUAAUCGAGCGAAUUUCUCCCAUAAUGUUAUUAAAUAGAAUAGUAAUGAUUCUCUCAUUCUCAAAAGCAGAAUUUACUUUUUUAAUUUGUUAUAAGACCAUCAUCCUUGAGCUUCCAGCCAAAGUUAUGAUGUUAUGGACAGUAUUAAUGGCUCCAUACGGGACUGCCAGGCGUUGGCUCCUUCACCACAUGCUGUAUAAGCUAACAAUCGCCUCCUUGGCUAAACUCUUGCACUAAGCCCAGUGUUAAGAGUCCAGUUUAAUCUGUCAUGCAGAAAUAUUUACACUCAGCUCUUUAGUUUACCAAAGGUUUACAUGUUUGCUGAGUCAGUUUAUUCUUCGACUGUGCAUUCUGAAAUUACUGUACCAUCAGAUAUGAGAUCAGAACAUGACAUGUGAGAUUAUCAGGGGUUCAAUGGUAAAUUGAAUCACUUUAGAAACCCACUGGUGUUAUUAGGGUGCAUCUAAGUGCCCUUAAAGACUUAGCAUUAGUCAGCAUUAAAAAUAACCUCUAAAAUUGUUGAAAAAGGAUAUAGAUUAAGACAUUUCUGGGUGUAUUAGUUCUUAUUUUAGCUGCAGUUUUCAAUUGUUAACAGCUGCUUUGAAAAGAAAGGGUUUGCUUUAUUUGGUUUUUAUAAGUUACAGUUUUUAAAUAGCAGAACCUUUUAUAAAUAACACAAAGUGAGACUUGAAGUGAGAAAUGAAAUGGUGAAAAUUAGCAUUUUAUUUUACAGAAAGCAUUGGUUUAUUUCUGUUAGUCAUCCUCUUGGUUUCUAGACCAUACAAGCUUAAAAGACAGUACACACAGUGAUUGAAACAUAAAUGAAACAUAUAUUCACAUUGCAGCCCAAUCAUAAAUGUUAAAUUCUGAGACAAUCUACACAGCUCUAGUAAAUAUUAAAUUAAUUUGUAAAUAAAUAACACUUCCUCUUAUUCCAUGCUCUAUAUAGUCUUUGACAAAGAGAAUGCAAACUAGAGUAUACAUGCCUCCUAAACAUGUUCAUUCUCAAACCAUUACAACAUGGGCAGUAAACCAUAAAGUUAAUUUCAUUUUUCUCUCUAGUAUAAAUCCCAUAAGUCCCAUACAGAACAUAACUUGUGGUUUUCAGUGAUAAUAUUGAAUCUAUCAGUUAGUUUCAAUUGCCAAAGACUGAAACCAGGCACAAACUGGCAUCUGGCCCUUGGUUAGAUUGUCAAGUGGUGACAAGUGGUAUGAUUCAGCUGUAUACUGGUGUUAAAAAGUUAUAUUUGGACAUUACCAAUGUAUUACUAGAAUUUGUGAACCACUUACUCUAUUGGAUUGACAUUACAGUUAUAAUUUCCACCUCAAAGGUAUCACCUUUUGCCCCAAAUUAAUUGAAUUCAAGUCUUUUCCAUUGCACUGGUUUUUACGGCACAAUGAUUACAAUGAUGACUGUCCUCAUUAUUUUAAGGUAAUUAAAUGGCUUAAGUUGCAUUGUUUCUUUUACAUACCUUUGCCUUGCAAAGCCAAAUUUGAUUUUCAGAUCAAGUGAGAAAUAUUUGCACAGAUCUUGAUCACGUUGCUAUCAUAUGUGUUGAUCUGCACACUUGACACACAAAGUAUAAUUGCUGUGACAGCUGUGAUUAAUGUUAAAGACUGUGACAAGGAAACAGAAGCAAAGAGUGAUGAGUCUUUUAAGGUGAUAUCACAUAAAGCUGCAUCGUACAUUUAGCAAAAUCAUGAGUUGUUUUAAUUUGUCUAUUAACUAACAAAGGUUUCUGGUAAUUCUAUGAAAUGAUUUUACUGGUUCUAUAUAUUCUAAUGCUAUUGCUAGAUAAAUACUGCCCUUUUUUGCAGCUCUUUGUCUUUUUGGCUCAGUCAUUUUCCUAUGCAGAGUAGAAGUUAAUCACAGAGCUGUUAAAGUUGUUUUAAACCUCAAUGAAAACAUGCAAGAUCAGCACCAGAAUGCAAUGCUGCAUUUAAGUCUAAACUGAUCUGUGCAAUAUAUUGAUUGUGUUCUGUCAUAUGUAAUGAAAUGACAACUAUUUGUAAGCAGACAACAGGGUUUUCAAAAACAUGAUAAAUGCUCCACAUUUUGUAUUAAAUCCUACACUGUAUUUUGUGGAAUGUGUUGCAGUGCCUCGUGAUGGAUAUUAGACCCACAGAGAAAAUAGUUUGUUAAAAUAAUGACUAGUUCUAUAUUUUGACUAUAUGAAUGUGACUGCUUUGUGUGUGUUGCGCAUUUGUUUAUUUAUUGAGUGACUGUAUUUGUUAUAGCCUCUGCUUUUUAUUUUGUGAAUUUUUUGGAUCUGGCAUGGAAAAGGCAUGACAGCUGUUAAGGCUAUGCAAUAAAGGAAAUAUGACAAAAUA
This is a messenger RNA of Thunnus maccoyii (southern bluefin tuna), 15860 nucleotides long. RefSeq names its product striated muscle enriched protein kinase b (gene spegb). NCBI's taxonomy places the organism in Eukaryota, Metazoa, Chordata, Actinopteri, Scombriformes, Scombridae. The transcript is spliced from 41 exons. The record is from RefSeq and is a predicted model, not a curated record. The coding region runs from base 1801 to 12651 and encodes 3616 amino acids. Gene Ontology annotation, molecular function: protein binding; ATP binding; protein kinase activity. Gene Ontology annotation, biological process: protein phosphorylation.